Molecule: messenger RNA, 723 nt
Organism: Fusarium vanettenii 77-13-4
Lineage: Eukaryota; Fungi; Ascomycota; Sordariomycetes; Hypocreales; Nectriaceae
Exons: 3
Coding region: 1-723 (240 amino acids)
Source: RefSeq, a predicted model, not a curated record
AUGACGGGGGAAUUCAAGUUCCGACAUGGCAUAUCAGCUACUCAAAUCCCAAUCUUCUCCGUCUUCUUGUUCUUUGGUACCCUCUUUUACUUCCAAAAGAAGAAUGGCUGGUUCAGCAUUGCCUUGUUUUCCAUCAUUCGUCUUACCGGAGCGAGUUGCAUGUUGGCUACUCUGGCCAAUGGCUCGUAUGGAGUGUGGGCUGCUGUGUAUCGAGCGAACACAUUCGCCCAGGUCCUCACGCCGUGGCAUUUCCGUGUCCCUGAGCUCAUCUGCUGGGCAGGCAUGGGCCUCUCCAUAGCCGACUACGCCACCGCAAGCCAACGAGAAGACGCAGCAAAGCCUGGAAGUCUCGCCCAAGCCAGCAUGGGCCUCUUUGUAGCUCUAUACGCCUGGGCACUUUUACUCGGCUUUUACCUAAUUCAAAGGUGGUCGUCAAUCCCUGAAGAAGAACGUUGGGGGAUGUGGAGCUUUGGGGCUUGUGUUCCCUUCAUGAUUGUUCGGACUACUUACAGUGUGGCUUUCACCGCAACUGGCGAUAAAAAGUUUAGUGCUGUGGUUGGAAGACCUUACAUGUACCUUUUCAUGUCACUGGUGAUGGAGACGACUAUCCUUGGUAUUGUGACGUGGGCUAUCUAUACGAUGUCUCGGCUAGUUGCAACAGCUCCGAAAGAUUCUGUGGAAGGCGGCUCAUAUAGAAUGAUGGAUAUGCGUGAUGAGAGAUGA